UAUGUCCGAUCCGGAACGCAAAACACUAGCGUCUUAACAUUUGUUUCCACACGAACAAGUUUACAAUUCAUUACGCAGCGGCGAUGGCAACUCUGCGGACGGCACUCCAUGGACGGUUCAUUCAAGCCCUCCCCUUCUCUUUGGGGUCGUUGCGGUUCGCCAGCUCGUCGUUCAAGGCCGCAGACUUGACGAUCGAGCACAGCACCGCCCUGCAGCCCAAGCCGGAUCCCUCCACCCUGCUGUUUGGGAAGCAGUUCUCUGACCACAUGCUCACCAUCUUCUGGUCUGAGAAAGAGGGCUGGAAGGCUCCACACAUCAAGCCCUUCCAGAACCUGUCCCUCCACCCAGCCAGCUCCGCCCUGCACUACUCUAUAGAGCUGUUUGAGGGCAUGAAGGCGUUCCGAGGCGUUGACAAGCACAUCAGGCUGUUCAGACCCAUGCUGAACAUGGAGAGGAUGUACCGCAGUGCUGACAGGAGCUGCCUGCCUCUGUAUGACAAGGCAGAGAUGCUGGAGUGCAUCAGGAAGCUGGUGGAGGUGGACCAGGAGUGGGUGCCCUAUUCUCUCGACGCCAGCCUCUACAUCAGACCCACCUUCAUCGGGAUCGAGCCUUCUCUGGGUGUGUCUAGAGCCAGCCAGGCUCUGAUCUUCGUCAUCCUGGGCCCCGUGGGGCCCUACUUCACCACCGGCUCCUUCAGCCCCGUCUCCCUGCUGGCCGACCCCGGCUACGUCCGCGCCUGGAGGGGUGGGGUGGGCGCCUACAAGAUGGGGGGGAACUAUGGCCCUACGAUCGCCGUGCAGAAUGAGGCCAACCAGCAGGGCUGUCAGCAGGUGCUGUGGCUGUACGGCGAGCAGGAGGAGAUCACUGAGGUCGGCACCAUGAACCUCUUCAUCUACUGGACCAAUCAGGACGGAGAGAAAGAGUUGCUGACCCCUCCUCUCGACGGCAUCAUUCUCCCAGGAGUCACCAGACAGUCCCUGCUGGAUCUGGCCCGACAGUGGGAUGAGUUCAAGGUGACGGAGCGGACCAUGACCAUGCGGGAGCUGCUGGGGGCGCUGGCGUCCGGCCAGGUGCUUGAGGUGUUCGGGGCGGGGACCGCGUGCGUGGUGUGUCCUGUCGGCAGCCUGCUGUACAAGGGGAAGACCUACCACAUCCCCACCAUGCAGAACGGGCCUGACCUGGCCAAGAGAUUCCACAAGGACCUGACUGACAUACAGUAUGGACGAAACGCGAGUGACUGGGCACCUCUGGUUAUCUGAUUGGCCACUUGCACACACCAAUCACACCAAACCAGCCCUCCGUCUUCCCUGUUCAAGACCAGCAGCUUCUCCUCCAACCAUAACUGCAGUCCCACAAGCUGACCCCACGGUGGACACCUGCUGCUCUUGGACAUGCCUCCGUUUGUUUCUGUCUUCUGUCCAGAAAGAUACUUCUGCUCAUCAUCAAUAAGUAACGCUGGAUCUGCAAUGUUACAAAAUGACUGUUUCCCAAACCUAAUGUAGUCUGUCAUAGUACUUCUGAUGAAGGUAAUACUGUUUUCCUGGUUUAUUUCAUCGUCUGGUCACCUCAAAUAAGAGAUCUAGAUCUAAGAUCUUCGUUGAUGCUGUUUGAAAGAUCAAACACUACAGUACACUAGCCAGCCUCCAUGGUCGUUCCUGCAGAUAGGCACAAAUAUAUAUUUUAUUAUAAAAACACAAACAGCUGUUGAAACGAAAGCAGCUAUUUGUUCCUUUUGUUGAUCGUGUUCGUGAUUUGGAUCAUUUGCUAAACUAACAAGCUUUUUACCGUGCUUCUCAUAUGACCUGUUAACCCUUGUCCCUGGCUGACUGCGUCCAAGCUGUUCCGUGUUUAACCGUCGACAGACGAUUUGGAUCUGUACCAAGUGACUGGAGCAGGGUCAGGGACGUAGCUGUAGAUUGAGGAUGGCAGAUUCUACGUUGAUAAAGUGAUGCCUGAGGUGCUUUUAACUAUUUCAUAGAUCAGGAGAUUCCUGCUUCAUUGUGUCGUUUGACUUCAGAAGGGGCGUUUGGUACUAAAUUGAACACAGGAAACAUGUGUUUGUCAGAUCAGAAAGAGGCUGAUGAGAAGAUAUUGUUCUGGAAUUGAGAUUGAGAUUAAAGAGAAGUGAGUUUUAGGUGAGCUCAUGCACGCACAAAGCUAGAGGGUUGUUACACUGUGGAGGGGAGUCUCUUCUGAAGAGAGGAAGAACCUCUGCAUCCUGGAUGCUGGCAGGAACUCUGCACUAGGACCUGGGUCAUCGUCAUGGGAACAGUACUUGUCUUUGUUUUCAAUUUUUGUCUGGUUUUUAAUUUAUUGUUUUCCUGGCGUUGGAUAUGCAUUUAAUCUCUAGUCUUCCCAUGUAUUUGCUUGUUUCUAUCGGAUUCACAGUAUAUCCAGCUUUGUGUCGUUGUUCGGAUGGUGAUGAAUUCCUCACUCUGAAUGUACAGUAUUAUGGCACCACUCCAUAUGCCUGUCCUUCAAGUGCCUGACCUGUAGGGUGUCCAGUUGGCCUCCGCUCUGACUGCUCCAGGACUGGAUCCUCUACAGAAUCGUUUGUAUUUUUAAGUUGUAUUGUGGGAGUUAGUUCUUCUGUAUUUUUGCUGUUACUGUAUUUUUACAAUAAAUGUAUUUGGUGUUUCAGUA
Molecule: messenger RNA, 2643 nt
Organism: Hypomesus transpacificus
Lineage: Eukaryota; Metazoa; Chordata; Actinopteri; Osmeriformes; Osmeridae
Gene: bcat2
Product: branched chain amino-acid transaminase 2, mitochondrial
Exons: 11
Coding region: 84-1259 (391 amino acids)
Biological process (GO): L-valine biosynthetic process; L-leucine biosynthetic process
Cellular component (GO): mitochondrion
Molecular function (GO): branched-chain-amino-acid:2-oxoglutarate transaminase activity
Source: RefSeq, a predicted model, not a curated record